Molecule: messenger RNA, 1705 nt
Organism: Lagopus leucura (white-tailed ptarmigan)
Lineage: Eukaryota; Metazoa; Chordata; Aves; Galliformes; Phasianidae
Product: carboxypeptidase A2-like
Exons: 11
Coding region: 1-1260 (419 amino acids)
Biological process (GO): proteolysis
Molecular function (GO): metallocarboxypeptidase activity; zinc ion binding
Source: RefSeq, a predicted model, not a curated record
AUGAAGCUGAUUUUGAUCUUCAGUGCCCUCUUUGGGGCUGCCUUGUGCCUGGAAACUUUUGUUGGGCACCAGGUUCUCCGUAUCAAGACAAGAAAUGGGGAACAACUGAAGAAGCUACAGUUUUUGGAAACAUUGGAUCAUCUUGAGCUUGAUUUCUGGUUAAAUCCCUCCACCCCUGCUCUCCCUGUGGAUGUACGAAUCCCUGCUCACAGCCUCCAGGCAGUCAAAGUCUUCCUGGAGUCCCAUGGGAUUGAGUACUCAGUCCUGAUUGAAGACCUGCAGGUCGUUCUCGACAGAGAAAAGCAAGAUAUAGUUGCCAGUCAACAAAUGGAACGCAGCAGCAGCACUUUCAACUAUGGAGCUUACCAUUCUUUAGCUUCUAUUUACCAAGAACUGGACAAUCUUGCAUCUGAGUAUGGCAGCAUUGUCAGUAAGAUCCAGAUUGGGGAAUCCUAUGAAAAUCGGCCGUUGUAUGCGCUCAAGUUCAGUGCUGGAAGAGGAAAGCGCCCUGCGAUCUGGCUCGAUGCUGGCAUCCAUUCCCGAGAGUGGGUUACCCAAGCGAGUGCAAUGUGGAUAGCUAGAAAGAUUGCCUCUGACUAUGGGAAUGAUCCAUCCAUCACCUCUCUGCUGAACAACCUGGACAUUUUCCUGCUGCCAGUCGCUAACCCUGAUGGAUACGAAUUCACCCACACCACAAACCGCAUGUGGCGGAAGACCCGCUCCAAGAACUCAGGCAGUCUGUGUGUUGGAGUGGAUCCAAACAGGAACUGGGACGCAGGUUUUGGAGGUCCUGGAGCCAGUAGUAACCCCUGUUCUGACUCUUACCAUGGACCCAGUGCCAACUCAGAGGUGGAAGUUAAAUCUGUUGUAGAUUUUAUUACGAGUCACGGAAACAUCCAGGCCUUCCUCACCCUCCACAGCUACUCUCAGCUCCUGAUGUAUCCCUAUGGUUAUAAAUGCACUCCACCAGCAGACAACGCUGAGCUGAACACCAUAGCGAAAGCUGCUGCCAAUUCCAUCCAGUCCCUGUAUGGCACCACCUACACAGUGGGGAGCAUUUGCACUACUAUCUACCAAGCCAGCGGAGGCAGCAUUGACUGGAGCUAUGAUUAUGGCAUCAAAUACUCAUUUGCCUUUGAGCUGAGAGACACGGGUCGCUAUGGAUUCCUCCUUCCAGCUGCCCAAAUAAUCCCCACUGCUGAGGAGACCUGGCUGGGUCUGAAAACAAUCAUGGAAUAUGUACGAGACAACCCAUACUAAAAGCAGGGAUGGGAACCAGCUGUCAAGAUCAGCAAGCUCAGAAAUCCUCUUCCUUUGGUGUGCUGUAAUCAUACAGCAGCUGUCUGAAUAAAAAACCUGCGUGCGUUCUGAGUGUUUCAUAGAAUCAUAGGAUCACAGAAACAUUAAUGUUGGAAAAGACCUCUAAGAUCAUCUAAUUCAACCAUCCUGCCAACAGGGACCUGUUGAGGGACCUGCCAACAGUAUUGCCCAAUAAGCCACAUCCCUAAGUACUGUAUCUACACGUUUCUUGGACACCAUCCCUGUCAUGUUGGUUUCUGUGCCUUUCUGUGGGUCUGGUAGAUUCCUACAAGGUGUCACAGAUUUUAGGACUCAGCCAAAAGAUGAGCUUGGAAAGGAGAAGACUGCAUCAAAGCAUCCUGCCCUAUGGCCUCUUGGGUGCCCUCUGCAGCUCCAUCUUCAUUAA